AAGUAGAUGGGCGUGACUUCGCCAGGCUGUCGGCAGGCUAAAGCUCCCCCAGUCACAUCUGUGUUUUUGUCUGCUCUAACAAGGAUGUCUAAGGGAGUUAAACGUUGUGCUGUUGUUGGUUGCAAGAAUCGGGACAUGGGCAAGGUACUGCAUGCAAUGCCAUCCCUGGAAAAAUACAAGAAUCUGUGGCUAGAGUUCAUUUUCCAGGGACAUGUGCCUGAAGACUCCAGCAGAUGUCUGCUUCUAUGUUCACAACAUUUUACCCCGGACAUGUUUAUGAACUUAAAUCAAGUCAAAGAAGGAUAUGCCUCCAGAUUAAGGCUAAAACCGGGAGCAAUACCCACCAUCCAGGACCAGGCCAGUGAGGCCACAUCCAAUUUGGAAGCUGCCAGCACCUCACAUACUAGCUGCAGAUUACCUGUGAUGAUAGAUUCUGCAUGUCAGACUGACCCACCGAAGCACCGUACUGUUCGUACACAGCUAUCAUUUAGCACUCUUCGAGGUUCACGUCGAAGUACAGCUGUCCAGACUAUAGAUUCCAGCAACUUUGAUGUAUGGACAUCAAAUGUUCUCGAGGCAGCGCCCUCUUUUAUAUCCACCCCUACAGAGAGACCAUCAAAGAGACGUCGUGUGGACCCUGAGGAAGAAGAAGAAGAGGAGGAGGAUGGCAGCUUCUCCGUGGUGGCUUCAGACGGGCUGGAUGAUACCUAUGACCCAGCAGAGUCUGUCACAAAUGAUACAGAAAAAACAGACAUGUUUGGUAAAGAACACAUUCCCUAUAACAUCAAGACAUACAUAGUGUAUGAGACCUGCAUCAUGGAGCUUUUCGAAAUGUGUCCUGCGUGCCAGCGAGUGUGUGAUGUUCAAACUCGAAGGAUGGGUACAUUUCUAUCAGUGGAGCAGCUGUGCCCUCAUUGUCAGUUUUCCAGACUGUGGAAUAGCCAGCCUAUUGUACGGAGUACUCCAGCUGGGAACCUACAGCUUUCCACUUCAGUGUACGUCAAUGGAGAGUCUUUCUUCAAACUUGAAAAGGUCUUGAAAGCAAUAAACCUACAGAUUUUCGAGUACGACACCUUCCUAAGGCAUGCCAAAAUGUUCAUCGAGCCAGCUAUCGUGUCAAACUUUAAGACAUCACAGGAAAUGAUGCUUCGGCGGCUCAGUGAAGAGGACAAGAUUAUACCUGGCGGUGACUUGAGGGCAGACUCUCCUGGCCACUCUGAAAGGUCAGGCAGCCACACCACGAUGGACCUCAAGACCAACAAUGUUGUUGACAUCCCGUUGGUUAAGAGCGAUGAGGUUGGUGGAAGCUGUCAGAUGGAAAAAGAAGGUCUGGAAAGGGGUCUGGCGUUGUUGCAGGAGCAUGGUGUGACUCUGGUUUGCAUUAUCAAUCACCGUUGACUAGGGGUGUAACGGUUCACAAACAUUUCUGUUCGGUUGCCUUGAUGACUUGAUGGCCCUCAUCUUUGAUGAAAACUUUGUGGACCCGGCACCAUUCAAAGAGGAGAUUUUGAAGGUCACCAUCACAGAGGACCUGUGUGCUCAGGAGGAACGGCCUGUCAAGGAGGAGGUCAUUGAAAGCUUUGUCACCCAAGUCAAGACAGAGGCUUUCUGAAUCCUGCAUAAAGGUUUUGGGGCUCAGGAAACUGCAGAUCCUGAGUACUACACGGGAAGGAAUGAUGACUCUGAUCCUGCGUCUCAGGAAGCCCUAGCACCUGCUCACAAAACCCUUUAAGGCUGGAUACUGGUUACGCCUGCAAGAAUUGCUCGGUCAAAAGAUCACUGAAACAUCUACCUUUUGAUGUGUUUAAAGCUACAUGUAUUCUUUUAUGGGUUAAGUGAACCUUUUUUUGUAGAUGACCGAGACAAGUUGUAAAGUGGGACAAAUGAGGUAAAAACACUGCAGUUUUAACUUCCAUUUGGAGUUAUGACAAUAAAGGCUUUACAGUUUCUAUAAAA
Gymnodraco acuticeps is the source of this 1956-nucleotide messenger RNA. RefSeq lists its product as uncharacterized. Bases 7 to 1398 code for a protein of 463 amino acids. The record is from RefSeq and is a predicted model, not a curated record. NCBI's taxonomy places the organism in Eukaryota, Metazoa, Chordata, Actinopteri, Perciformes, Bathydraconidae. The transcript is spliced from 8 exons.